AUGACUGUUGUUCAGCAAAACUAUGGUGAAAAAGUUCUAGUACAGGGUACAACAGCUGUGGAUCUUGUAGGGCUUGUUGCAGCACUAAAUUUACUUGGUGGUACUUUGGUUGACCACAUAUUCUUAUUCCUUGGUGUUGGGCUAGUUGGGACUGGUAUAGUAGAGCUUAUAGCUCUUGAGAUGUCAAAACAGGUGUUGGCUUAGCACCAUAUACACACAUAUGGUUAUGUUAUUAUAGCAUAUUUUCCCUGUGUUUGGCUUUGGCUUGGUCAUCUCUGAUGCGAUUCGGGUCCAUGAUGAAAUGCUUCUUGUAGCGUGUAAGUAUAUAAUGAAGAAUAGUGUUGAAUUUACUAUUGCAUACUAAUAUUGUCUACAAAUUUAGGUGCUCCGAUUCAAGUGAAUGACAAAAAGAGAAUACUUGACAUCUUUGCCCUUGAUGAAUUCGGGACCCUGUUACACUACAACUCGUCCCAAA
Molecule: messenger RNA, 475 nt
Organism: Ilex paraguariensis (yerba mate)
Lineage: Eukaryota; Viridiplantae; Streptophyta; Magnoliopsida; Aquifoliales; Aquifoliaceae
Source: the annotation of a GenBank genome assembly